This is a messenger RNA of Gigantopelta aegis, 2239 nucleotides long. Its product is annotated as protein SEC13 homolog. Gene Ontology annotation, molecular function: protein binding; structural molecule activity. NCBI's taxonomy places the organism in Eukaryota, Metazoa, Mollusca, Gastropoda, Neomphalida, Peltospiridae. The transcript is spliced from 9 exons. The coding region runs from base 154 to 1095 and encodes 313 amino acids. Gene Ontology annotation, cellular component: nuclear pore outer ring; COPII vesicle coat. Gene Ontology annotation, biological process: protein import into nucleus; positive regulation of TOR signaling; COPII-coated vesicle budding. The record is from RefSeq and is a predicted model, not a curated record.
CCGGAAGUAAAGUGCCACGUUCAAGAAAAGUACUUCCGUUGGUUUGGCAGAUUUGAGAUCAUCACAUUCUUCUCAGCUAACUUACAUUUUGAAACACAGUAAGCUCUAAUCUUAACAGACGACACAGUCUAUGCCAUAACAUUUGUGGAAAUCAUGGUGUCUGUUCUUAAUUCCAUUGAUACAGCACAUGAGGACAUGAUUCAUGAUGCACAGCUUGACUAUUACGGAAUCAAACUAGCCACAUGUUCUUCGGAUCGAUCCAUUAAGAUCUUUGAUGUGAGAAACAACCAACAAACUUUGAUCACUGACCUCAGAGGUCAUGAUGGCCCAGUUUGGCAGCUGGCUUGGGCUCACCCGAUGUUCGGAAACCUGCUGGCGAGUUGUGGUUAUGACAGAAAAGUGAUUAUUUGGAAAGAAAUGAAUGGCACUUGGGACAAACUUUAUGAAUAUUCUAAUCACGAUUCGUCUGUGAAUUCUGUGUCUUUUGCACCACAUGAGUUUGGUUUAAUUUUGGCUUGUGGCAGUUCUGAUGGGACAAUAUCCAUUAUUUCAAGCACAGGUGAUGGAACAUGGGAGGCUUCAAAAAUUAAUGGUGCACACACUAUUGGUUGUAAUGCGGUGAGCUGGGCACCAGCUACUCCAUCCAAUGCUCUGUUUGAGAGUGGGAGACAACAGCCAGUGAAGAAGUUUGUGUCUGGUGGCUGUGAUAAUCUUGUUAAAGUGUGGAGGGAGGAUGAUGGCAAGUGGGUAGAGGACCAGAAACUGGAGGGACACAGCGACUGGGUGAGAGAUGUGGCUUGGGCGCCGUCAAUUGGUCUGCCCAAGAGUAUUAUUGCAUCUUGUUCACAGGACUGCCGGGUUAUUAUAUGGACAAAUGAUGGAACCAGCAAUACGUGGACUCCUUCUAUUCUGCACAAGUUCAAUGAUGUCGUUUGGCAUGUCAGCUGGUCCAUUCUGGGCAACAUUCUUGCUGUUUCAGGUGGAGAUAAUAAGGUCAGUUUGUGGAAGGAAUCUUUAGAAGGACAGUGGGUGUGUAUAAGUGAUGUUAAUAAAGGUCAAGGACAGAUUAACGAGCAAAGGCCUUCAUCCGGAUGAAUGCAAUCAUGUCUAGACUACUGUUUAUUCAUCAUUCUAGAAACUUUUCACACUUUGUGCAUACACUACCAGGAUACAACUAAAUGCCUGUGUUCAGAAAUCAAACAGCAUGACUCAUUGUGUAUGGAUUCAACUUGUACAUAAUAAUUUUAUGUCCAAUAGUUAUUCAGAAAGGGAGAUAACCAUAUUGAGUACAUAUUACUGUUCAGCACCAAUGAAUAGAACAACCUGUGGGAGUACUGUGUUUUGAAUUGUAUGUGGUUAUUUAGGAAUUCAUUUUGAAUUUAUCAUUAUACUUGUUCUGUUUACAGACAAUAAAUGCAUUUAAUAAAAAUAAGGCAUGCAUAUUCUGGUUUUGCAGAACUUUAGAAAACUUUUUCAGGGCUCGCACUGGAACAAAUUGUGGUUUAGCCAAUUUUCAGAAAUGUAGAGUAUUUUAUUAAAAUGUGGUUAAUUUGAGGAAUAUUUUAUUAGCCAAAGACUAAAUUGUGUAGCCAUUUUGUAUAAAAAUUAGCAAUUGUACAAGGUACAGAAAAGAUCCAAUUAAAUGUAACAAAUGUUGUUACUGAAUAUAAAAUAUAACCUUAGACUCGAAUGGAUGGUAAACUACUUUAAUAUUAAAUAGGUAGCACCUAUAAAUAUAGUGCUUUUUGCACUAGUAGAAUAACCUGAAGCUUGAGAAUUAAUUAUAUUAUACCAAUAUUUGUUUUUACGGUCCUUUUGAAGAGAAUUAUUCUUACUUCUAACAAUAAUAUAUGCUGAGGAAUUAAACUUGCUGUAAUAAAAUGUAGAUAGACUUUGUACCCGUUACAUCUAUCAGUUUUUUGAUUGGCAGUUACUAAACAGGUCUGUGAUUUGAUUAUCAAAUAUAUUUAUUUGCGUAUUAAUUUAUCAGACUUAAAAACUUGUAUAUGUAGCAUUGUAACAAAAAUAAAGGGGCAUGGGUGGAAUAGAGAAUAAGUCUCAAUUUCUUUUCUCAAACUCUGUAUAAUUUAAUUUUUAAAAACAUUUCCUUUUUUUUGCCUUCUAAAAUGAACGUUGGCAUUGUAGGCAUAUAGGUCUUGGAAGUAUGGUGAAAGUCCUGUUUUUCGCAUUUGAAAUACAUGUAUCUGUGAAUAAACAUAUGAUGAUUUAUCAUCUUGUA